This is a messenger RNA of Leptopilina heterotoma, 6174 nucleotides long. RefSeq lists its product as uncharacterized. Gene Ontology annotation, molecular function: DNA-binding transcription factor activity, RNA polymerase II-specific; RNA polymerase II transcription regulatory region sequence-specific DNA binding. The coding region runs from base 655 to 5574 and encodes 1639 amino acids. Gene Ontology annotation, biological process: positive regulation of transcription by RNA polymerase II; regulation of neuron differentiation. Gene Ontology annotation, cellular component: nucleus. Lineage: Eukaryota; Metazoa; Arthropoda; Insecta; Hymenoptera; Figitidae. The transcript is spliced from 11 exons. The record is from RefSeq and is a predicted model, not a curated record.
AAAAGGGUGGGAGCAAGAUAGAAGAGAAAGAGCCAAGUUCCUCAAAAGGGGGCGGAGCGGGGAUACCCUGUUAAAUCCCCCAAUUGAAUUGUGGUGGGGUGACCGCGGGAGGGGUGCCCCAUUCAGAGUGGGGGAAUAAAACCCUCCCUCUCGAAAAUCCUGUAAUCAUCGAUGGAGGGGAAUAUUUCCAGUCAUCUCGCGCCACUCGAGCCACGCGCACUUGCUUUAUUGCGCGAGUUGCCAAAACGCGUGUGCUCUCUUCAAUGAAAAAUCACACACACUUUUAGUGCUGUGAGUUUUUAAGAUCUCAGUUUCCGGUUUUGUGGAAAACUUGAUGGACCCCCAAAACCCCCUCAAUUGGAAAAGUGUUAAUUUUUCGAACCUAUUUUGUGCUCUUAAAAGAAAAGAGGUGAAAUUUUUAUUGGUGAAACAGCAGUUUUUUUUAAAAAAGAAAAAAAGUUGAAUAAUUCAAGUUUUGAUCAAGAUUGAUUGAAUUGAAAUAACAAGAGAGAUUUAGCGUGAAAAGGUGGUGAAGUAAAAAAAAAAGUGAAUUUUUCAAAGGAAGAAACUAUGGUGCAGUGCUACUACCACGUGGAAGAAACCGGGAUUCCCGCGAGGAUGCACUGACUGGGCAGAUCAUCCAAAAGACUCGAGAUGUCCGCGGUAACCAGUCCAUAUGGCCCCAGUUUCUUAGCGGAGAUGCUUUCCGAGUCGGUUUACAACUACGCGACGUCCCGUCGGGAUGCCGCCGAUCAUGACAGCGACUCCCAAUUCUCGGCCCAGGCCCAAUUGCAAUUGGCGAAUAUACAAAAGCCACGUAAUAAGCGAAAAAAUUUCAAGCCAAUCAGCAGUCGAAUGGCUGAGGUCUCUGAUGAAUCGGAUCGAGACGAGGAAGAUCCUGAGGCAGCCGAGGAGGCGAGCUCAAAUGAAAUUCUUGAGUAUGAAAGGAAGACCUUACUCCUGCCAACUGAAGAAAGGUCGAAGCAAAGGCUAAACAACAACGAAGCGAGUCCUAUGGAUUUGUCCGUCGCGACCAGGCCACCCUCAUCAGAAGGGGACGACGAUAGUGGGGACUCAUACAGGCAUAAAUUUAUUAUCGAACAACUCAGGUCGCAGAAGUUCUAUUCCCUUGGAGCCGAGAUACGAAGUCCCACAUCGGAAUCGUCGGACAAGAGUGGAAGUGGCACAAUGGAUCACGAUUCAAAUCGCCUAGACGAUCAGGACGGGCAAUUUGAGGACGAGCAAGGACAGGAAGUGGAAAACGAAAGGGGAAUGGAUGAGAAGAGGCCAUUCGAGGGUAUGAUGAGAGAGUAUGCAGAAUCAACGAUGCAGGAACUUCUUGCGAUCUACGGCCUGGCAGGAGGUGAACUUGCCAGGUCGGUCAGCAGGCAACUUCCACCCACCUUUCUCAAUCCACCCAGCGGUCAGCAGCCCCAAGGCAAGGUCAAGGUCAAGGAGGAGAAAGAGGCAUCAUCGAUGGCACCCGGAAGUCCACCAACUCCACCGCACACACCGCAAAGUCCACCAAGACAAAAUCCAUCACUCUCGCAAUCAUCCCAAACACCAAAUGCCAAUUCGCCUAAUAUUCAACAUCCACAACAACAGCAACAACAGCAGCAUUCCCAUCAAUCUGUCCCCAAUUCCCCCCUAAGUCAAAUUUUGGUUCAAAAUCCCGCUUUGGCACAAUUAUUACAACAGAAUCCAGCGAUUCUCACGCAAAAUCCACAAUUGGCGCAACUACUGCAGCAAAAUUUCCAGGUUCAAAUGGGCAACGUCCUCUUUCAGGGUGCGCGUCGAGAUGAUGGAGAGGAGACAAGGGUACCGUCGACAAUAGCAAACUUGGCAGCAAUGAAAGUGGAUGCAGCUGACCCGAAGGUUUCCGCUCUUCUCAGACAGAGUAUGUCCCCAGGGGCAGAGAACCUGAUGAGCGGUGGAAAAUCAAUUCCCCAGCCCAUCAUUGACUACUCUCGUUACGUAAGAAGGUAUUCAAGCGGACAAGAAUGUGGAAGUGCCUAUUGUAAAGAACUUGGAUGCAGAGAGCAUUUCCACUGCUUAGACUGCAGUGGACGAGUAUUUAUCAAGAAAGAGGAAAUGAUUAGGCACUUCAAGUGGCACAAGAAGAGGGAUGAAUCUCUCCAACACGGUUUCAUGAGAUAUUCGCCAACUGACGAUUGCGCUGAGAGGCACCCGAGCAGAAGCUGUCCCCACAACAAAAAGCAGACCCACUACCACUGUAUUCACGACAAUUGCGAUAAAGUCUACAUUUCAACGUCCGACGUCCAGAUGCACGCCAACUAUCAUCGAAAGGAUUCGGCCAUCAUCCAGGAAGGCUUCCAAAGAUUCAGAGCCACCGAAAGCUGCGAGGCUGAACAUUGUUCGUUUGCUGGUCAGAGGACCACACAUUUUCAUUGCCGACGACAGGGUUGUCGGUACACCUUCAAGAACAAAGCUGACAUGGACAAGCACAAGUCAUAUCACAUCAAAGACGAACAAUUUACGCGUGACGGUUUCAAGAAAUUCAUGAAGUCCGAAGCAUGUCCCUUCGAGCAGUGUAGGUUCUCGAAAGUGUGCAAUCAUAUCCAUUGUAUAAGACCCCAGUGUAGUUAUGUCCUUCACUCCUCAGGUCAGCUAAUCUCCCAUAAGCGCAAACACGAACGGAACGAUUCAGAGUUAGCUUACAGGAAAUAUAAACAACUCGGUGCCACCGGAAGUAUACGACCGCCUGGCACGUGGAUGCCAGACGAGAUCAGCUCCCAGAGUCUCUCCCUCAGUCUCAAUGGCGAAAGUUCGAACGAAGGAAGAGGAUCCCCCUUCUACUCAAUGGACGAUUCCUUUCAGAGUGCCAGUGACCUGGCAAUGGAUCUCACUUCCUCAUCCACUGGUCCAUCGUCAGCAAUUAACGCUUCCCAGAGUAUCGAACAAGCCUCCCCCAUCCAACUUCAACAACAAUUAACUCCCGUCGAAUUGGCCUUCCUAGCACCGGCCUCAGCCGACUGCUCCUGUCAAUUUGGCCGGGAACAUCAUCACUGCGCCCUAGAUCGUUGCGGCGCAACCCUCCGAGACCCACGUGAAGUUCGCGAACACCUACGCGAACACGAACAACAAGAAAGAAUCACUGACGCCUUUUUCGAAGAAGGCGGUUGCGACGACACCUGUCCCUACUUCGACAAAGAAAAACACUACCACUGCAAUUGGGAGAACUGUCGCGAAGUUAUUCUCGCCACCGACAAACCUUUCAGAAGACUGCAACACUACAAAAUUCACGAGUACAGCAGACAACUCGAUCUCUCCUGCACGUCUCAUGCCCUCUCACCCGACGUCACCCUAACCCAUCUAACAAACAUCGACGCAAUGUUCAGGCGGAAACGAGGAAGACCACCAAAGAAUAGAGUAAUCGAAAUCUGGUCCGGUGGAGAUCCCACAUCCCACACUCAAGAUUCCCCUCAAGCAAUAUUCACCAGUUUUAAAUUACCCAAACCCACCACACCAACUCUAACCAUAAAUACAAUUUCGGACGAGAGAGAAGGAAGUCUCUCCCCAACCAACAGCGUCGGUGAAACAGAGGGAUUCGUAACAUACACUUCAGAGGGUUGUCCCGACUCCGCUUGUUCUCUAAGAACCACAAGGCAUCAUCACUGCUCCCAAAUUCGAUGUCAUUUCUCCACAGAAAGACCCGAUCAACUGCUUAUGCACAGCAAGGACUUUCACGAUAAUGUUGACAUUUUACCAGGAUUCGCCUUCUUCGAUAAGAUGAUCGAUUGUCGAUUGCCCGGCUGUCAUAGUAAUCGAGUAAACAGACAUUUUCACUGCACCAGACCAAAUUGUGGAUAUUCCUUUGUUCGAUACUCGACAAUGUCCCUUCAUGAGAAGCAACAUCAUGGAACUGGUGAACAACAAAGUUCCGAGCAAACUCAAGAGCCACCACAAAUUCUCCCUCAGUCUUUGGUUCAGGAGUCGAAACCGAGAAUCCAAGUCAAGAACCCUGCCGAAUUAAUCGAAAAACAAGAAAUGGAUACCAUGGAAGAGAGCCGAUCAAUUAUCGACGACAAGGAACAACCUCAAAUUCCUAGUCCAGAUACAAACAAAACCACGGUGGUGAGGGCGGCAGGCACCUAUUAUCCGGUUAGUGGACCGCCGAGCGAACCCGCUCUUCCGGGCGCCAUGCUAUCCAUGCGAACUACCGUGCACCAAGAGACUCAAGUGAUUCCAUCAACCAGUUCGAACUCGCCGCACAUACUCUACGGACCAGAUCAAAGUUGCAGUAGGCCAUUCUGCAAGUUAAAGAGGAAGAACCACUACCAUUGCAAUGCAUGCAAUCAGGCCUUCUCCGAAUUGGACCGUCUGGUCGCCCACAUUGCGAAGCAUUCAACAGGAGCUAUCCUGAGUCAACAGCAGCACGAAAUAACGCCUCAAGCAUCGAAUCACAUACAGCACGACUACCUCGCUCAACUGUCGCAAAAGCAUGACUUCAUGGCCCAGAAUAUUCACAAUUUCCAAAAUCAAAUGCAGCGUCAAAUGCAGCAAACCCUAGGACAAAUAAACCAGCAGCCCCAAGCCAAAGAGAUAAAACUAGAAAGUCCAAGGCUGAGCAAUGACAACAAUCAGAUAAAUCCAAUAAAACGUGAAUCAAACGAGAAUCUAAGGGACGAUAGUAGCACCAACACUCACGACAACGAGAAUGGACAAAUCUCCCAACCUCUUCCGCCAAGUGUUCAACAAGUACCACCCGGUUUUGAACUAGAUCUCAGUCACGGUUUCCAUUUUCCAAAUCCUGCCGUCAUGGCCGCUAUGAAUCAGCAAAUCGCCCUGAUCAAUCAGGCACUACCACCAUUUCUCCAACACGGCAGUAUGUAUCCCGGUGCUCCAGGUCUAAUGUUUGCCCCAGGUCUCCCGCCUGGUAAUUUCCUCCCACCAAAUCGAGACGAAAACCCUCUCGCUUCCCUAGCAGCGAACCUGAACCUAAAAAGAUCUCUAUCACCAUCCGACAAUUCCAUUGAUGCCAAGAAACAACGACUCCAUCAUUCAAUGCGAAUGCUCAAGGACGAACCUGUCCCCGACGGCUACGUGAGAUUCCGAUUUAAUGAAGACUGCCGAUAUCCUCACUGCGGAUACCGGGAACAUCAGACUCACUUUCACUGCAUGCGACAGGACUGCGGCUAUUCAUUUUGCGACAAGACAAGAUUCGUGCAACACACCGCAAGACACGAACGUCUCGACACACUCAUGGGUGGCGAUUUUCAACAAUACCGCGCAAAUGUCCCUUGUGGAAGAGCUCAGUGCGCCUACACCUCCUCCCUGGGUUCAAUGCAAAACAAAGCAUCUCAUUUUCAUUGUUUGAAGUGCGAUUUCGUUUGCACCGACACGAACAAAGUUGUCGCUCACAGAAGACAACAUGCCAAAUUAGACAGUAUCGCGGCUGCCGGAUUUCAAAAAUUCACACCCAGUCAACCUUGCGGAGCCGUUCAGUGUCAACAUUCAGGAAAGCAAACCCACUAUCACUGUCUUCAGUGUCAAUACGCCGUACUUGGUUUAGCGCAAAUGUCUGCCCACAAAUACAGACAUAUGGACGGUUGAGACUCAAAACUGAAUUUCAGAACUGAAUUUACUAAUUGGACUGAGCUAAGGACUAAAACUACUUUAGAACUCCAAGUCUUUUUUUAGCACAAAACUGGUUCGCGCCUUUUCGACAUUUGAAAAAGCCUUCUCAUCCCAGACAUUCCUCAAGAAAUUUUUGGGUAAACUAUUAAAGAAAUUUGGGUUGAAUUUUAAAAGAAGCUGACGAAGACAAUAAAUCAAAUGGAAGAAUGAAUAUUAAUAGAAGAAAUAUAUUAAUAGCUUUAGCACGAAAAAGACAAAUUGUAACGUAUUUAAGAGAGAGAAAAAUGUGUAAAUUUAAACGCUCUCGGUGUAUAGAAAAUAGUAAAGGCCCAUGUGUAACAUCGACCUAAUUUUUAGUACAUAGUACCCCCCCCCCCCUAGAUAGUAAAUGUAUUAUAUAGUUAUAGAAACAAAGGAUUAUCAAAUAGAGAAUUAUAGGCCGAUCGAAAUAUUUGCAGAAAUCUCGAUCGGAAGUCAUGAAUUAGUAUACGAGUCAAUUCGAUCAUCGUCAUGAGCAAAUUGUAUUUAAACUUUUAGCAAAGCUUCUUUCUUUCUUCUCAAAAAAAAAACAAACUU